AUGGACCAUUUCAAGUGGAACUCGUUUGCAUUUAUCUAUUCAGCAGAUGAAGAUUCGCAGAAAUGCCCGAUUUUCGUAACAGAUGUUCAGGCUCGGGAAGCGUUUGAAAGAACAUUUAUGCUGAGCGAUGUAAGCACUGCAGUACCAUAA
Molecule: messenger RNA, 150 nt
Organism: Cylicostephanus goldi
Lineage: Eukaryota; Metazoa; Nematoda; Chromadorea; Rhabditida; Strongylidae
Source: the annotation of a GenBank genome assembly